AAAGCUGUCAAAUAUGUCUGGGGUUUCUUCUAGGGUUUCGUUUUACGUCGAAAUCGAUUUUUAAAGCAAAAGUGCCAAAUGGAUCUGGCUCAUGGGAACAUCUGGCGUGGUUUGGUAUCAGUGUGGGCUUGGUAUUUUGCAUUUUCGUUAAUGAGCAGGAGGGCGUGCUUUAAAGUGCGCUGCACAACAGGUAGACUUUCAUUUUUUUUUUCCCCACACACCUGAAGAGUGACACGGCACACGAGACGCGGCGCGGACCCACCCGAAGAUCCCUGACGAGAACCUUUACUCCUUUUAACCUGCACGAAUAUUUGACUAGUGCGCUUCGAUGGAGGCUGAAGGUGAUGCAAAUUCCCCCAGGGAGAGUGGAGAUGCGCACUCGGCUGAAACGUGUUUGGUUCAGAGCAGCACAGAAGAACAGCUCUCUGAGCUGGGAGAGGAGGCCGAGAUGUGGCGGAGUGACAUGUAUGAUUCUGCCCAGGCCAAACACCAAGGCUUCCCUGUCGAAGGUUCCAAAAGCACCAAGGACAUUGGACAUGCUGAAGAUGAUUCCAUACUCCUGAACAGCCAAGGUUCGAACAAGGCCCCAGAGCAUUCCAACCUAGGACCAUAUUUCCAGGAUGGUCAAAGGCGCAUCGACUACAUCCUAACCUACCAUAUAGACAAAAUGCAACGUGCUCGCCACCACUCCACUAGCACCUUCAAGAGCCUGAAAGAAAGCCUGACAUGCAUCGGAAAACGCAACAGGGCUGGCUCUACCCAUCAUGACCCCGAGAGUGCCAGUAAUGCGCACAUCCAUAGAGAUGAGUUUGAACAGAAGCUUAUAGACAUGGGACUUGAGCUGGAGAGGGAGGAAGAUGCUAAAAUUCCUGACAUGGGCUUUCUAAAGAUCCAUGCACCCUGGCAAGUUCUGUGUCGAGAAGCAGAAUUCAUGAAGCUCAAGAUGCCCACCAAAAAAAAAUAUGAAGUCAGUAAAGGAAGUAGUGGUAUACAUGUAAUGAACACGUUUAUCAAAAGACUGUCUGCACCACUGACACCCCAAAUCGAGGAGAAGUCCCCCCAGAAUGAGAAGCACAUAUCUUAUCCUUUCUCCAGGGAAAAACAUCACUUGUUUGAUCUCUCAGACCGAGAUUCUUUCUUUGACAGUAAAAUCCGUGCCUCAAUCGUGUGUGAGAUCAUAAAACGAGUGAAGUGCAUAGGAGUGAAGGAUAUCAUGGGAAUUAACACGCUGAUUGCUCGUGGAGUUUACACAUCAGCCUAUCCUCUACAUGAUGGAGAUUUUGAGGGUGUUGAGGCUGAACCGAAUGACAGAAAGGUGCUUUAUGAGCAGUGGGCACGAUACAGUCUCUUCUACAAGUACCAGCCCAUCGGAUUGAUCAGGAAGUAUUUUGGAGAGAAAAUUGGUUUGUACUUUGCCUGGUUGGGUGUGUACACUGAGAUGCUGAUCCCAGCCGCAGUCAUUGGCGUCAUUGUCUUCUUGUUUGGUUGUGUCACUGUGGAUUCAGACAUCCCCAGUAUGGAGAUCUGCGAUGAAAGGAACAACAUUACAAUGUGCCCGCUGUGUGAUCGCGCAUGCAGCUACUGGAAGCUCAUUGAGGCCUGCGGCACUGCCAGGGCCAGCCACCUGUUCGAUAAUGAGGCCACCGUCUUCUUCUCCAUCUUUAUGGCGCUUUGGGCCACAAUGUUCAUGGAGCACUGGAAAAGGAGACAGAUGAGACUUAAUUACAUCUGGGACCUGACAGGGUAUGAAGAUGAAGAGGAGAAAAAUAAGAACCAACAGCGGCCAGAGUACGAGUUCCAUGUCAGGAAGAAGAGGCAGAGGAAAGAGACAAACAGUACUGAUAGUCUAAUGCAUGGAAAACACAAGCUGACGUGCAAAGACAGGAUGCCGGCUUACAUGACUAUCCUUAUGAUGAUGGUCUUCCUGAUUUUUGUGACCUUCGCCAUCGUAUUUGGAGUGGUCCUGUACAGGAUUUCUAUCAAGACAGCACUGCACAUGAGCUCCUCCUCUCCCUUCCGUUCAAACAUCCGUGCCACAGUGAAAACCACAGCGGCUCUUAUCAACCUCAUCAUCAUCAUCAUCAUGGAUGAGAUCUAUGGAAUGGUGGCACGCUGGCUCACGGUUCUGGAGGUGCCAAAAACAGACAAAAGCUUUGAAGAGAGGCUGAUUUUCAAGGCUUUCGUCCUGAAGUUUGCCAACGCCUUCACUCCAAUUGUCUACCUGGCUUUCUUCAGAGGCAGGCUCAUUGGUCGGCCAGGCAACUAUUACUACGUUGUCGGGAAUUACCGUAUGGAGGAGUGUGCUCAUGCCGGCUGCCUGAUGGAGUUGUGUAUUCAGCUGUGCAUCACCAUGCUUGGCAAGCAGCUUAUCCAGAACAAUCUGUUUGAGAUUGGCAUUCCUAAACUGAAGAAACUGCUUCGUCGUCGUAAGUCAAAGAGAGACUCUAAACAAGAAGAGGAGUUUUACAAAACCCUGGCCCGACACGAGAAAGAUCACUUCCUCAGCCCCUAUGUUGGCCUUAAUCCAGAGUAUAUGGAGAUGAUGAUCCAGUUUGGAAUGGUGACCUUGUUUGUGGCCUCCUUCCCUCUGGCGCCAUUGUUUGCACUACUCAACAACGUUAUCGAGAUCCGCCUUGAUGCCAAGAAAUUUGUCACCGAGUUCAGACGGCCUAUUGCUGCUAAGGCAAAAGAUAUUGGUAUCUGGUACAACCUUUUGCGAGGACUAAGUAAAGUGGCAGUCAUAGUGAAUGCGUUUGUGAUCUCUUUCACAUCGGAUUUCAUCCCCCGACUGGUUUAUCAGUACGUGUAUAGUCCUGACGGAACACUGCACGGCUUCGUCAACCACACCCUUUCCUAUUUUAACGUCACCGACUUUGAGCCACAAACAGAACCAAUGGAGCCGAUGUUCCUGGGCUACAAAGUGGAUGUUUGCAGGUAUAAGGAUUACAGAGAUUCUCCAUGGUCAGAUACACCAUAUGAACUGUCAAGAGAAUUCUGGAAUAUUCUGGCAGCACGGCUGGCUUUUGUCAUCAUCUUUCAGAAUGUGGUGAUGCUAAUGAGUGACUUUGUGGACUGGAUAAUCCCAGACAUCCCCAAAGACAUCAGCUUGCAAAUCCACAAGGAGAAGAAUCUGAUUGUCGAGCUCUUUAUGAAAGAGGAACAGGGAAAGAGGCUUAAGGGCAAGCGAAAGAGCAACCCCAGUCCCAAGGCACACACUCAAUCACCUUUGCAUGUGCAAAUCAACAACCACUAGUCCAUGUACCCAAAUGGGGAUCCCAAAAAACACAUCUGGAGUUUGUAUGAAUCGAUAUGAGCCAGCUUGUGUAAAAAUGUUGAAGGUUACGAUGGUUUAAGGUAAAACGGUAAGUAAGAACAGCAGCUUGUUGACUAGAGUCAGAGACGGGCACAAAGACUGGCUAAAUAUGAUCACAAGAAUGCCCCAGUACUGCCAUAUACCUUGCAACUUAGCUUUUAUUUUUGUCUUGGUUACAUUGCAAACAGGUUUCUUGUUUUGUUUUGUUUUGUUUUUUUUAUCUUAUCAAUAAGCAAAUUGUGAAGGUUUUUACUAAUUUACUGUUUGUGUGUCAUAAGAAAGUUUUUAUGUAGUUUUUGUUAAAAUUUGUCUCAUUUAUAGAAAAGCUCACUUUUUCAAUGCUUUUAUAUUGAUCUUAUUAAAACCACACUCAAAUCCAAAACAUUUUCUUCAAGACACACUAAUAUAAAUGCGUAGUCUUUGUUAUGGCAUAGUUGUUUUCAAUCGAUAAUAAUUUAGUAAUAAAUUCAUUCGUGCAAGGUCAUGCUUGGGUAAAGCUACUAUUCUGGAAAAUUUUAUAAAAAUUAAACCUGCACCUUUUAUGCUUGCUAGCAAAUGAAUCUUAUAGUAUUAUUGUAUAAUACUUAAAAAUAAAAAAUCUGGCCCCUUGCUAUUUACUGUAAGAAAAAACUGACUGAUUAUAAGUAACUGGAAUGAGUCAUCAAUUUGCACCUUGUAAUGUAAAUGGCUGAAGUGUGUUCAUGUACAACGGUUCACUUUGUCGAAGCUGAUCAAGCAAAUUGAUAUUUUUUUCCUUCAAUUUCGUAAUACAUUUCAGAAGAAACAUGCAUUAUCUUUAAGGGGUACACUAGACUAGAUUGUAAUCAAACAAAUAAUUAGGUGCAUUCAUCAUUAGGUGCAUAAAUGUUUUUGUACUUCUUAAAAUGUCGUCUUUUAUUAUACAUGUUUAACUAAGAUGUUUUUUUUGUGGUAGAGCAUAGUGCACACUAUCUGCAGCUCAGGAGGCCUUAACAAUGCGAAAUAUAUGUUGCUUUUUUGUUUUAAUUAUUCUACUUUUUAAUGUAGUUUUUAGUUUGUCUAGUUUGUCUGACUGGGUGGGAUCAAAUCAUAAGUGUUUUGAUUCAGAGGUGUUUACUCAUGAUUAACUCCUCAAUACUGUGUAUAUGUAUGCCCACACACCUGUGUAAAGUCUCAUCUCCUGUCUUGACUGUUAAUACUGCAUGUGCAUAAUGUCGUCCUAUAAUAAUUGCACUUAUACACUUGUAAUCAAAUUUUACAGAAUUUUUCAUUUUAAGUAAAGCCCAUGAAUCUUGCAAAUUCUGCCUUCAAAAUCAGAAAAGAACAAUGCUAAAUUCCUCCACAACUAAACUUUUGCUUAAAAUGUCUUGAUUUCUCCUGAAUUUCUCACUGACUGAGAAAUAUAAAUAAACUAUAUACAUUUUACAGGAAUGUUACUUUGCAAUUAUGGUGUACUGUAUAGCCACAGUAAGUAAUCUGAGAAAAACGACUUCUUGAUGUCUAUAAAACUUAUUUAAUAUUUAGAACUUGGCUUAUUCAACAUAAUAAAGGCAACAAUGCACAGUCACAGUCAAAUAAGCUUGCGAUAAGCACUUGCAAUUGUAUUUUGUGUUGUGAAUGUUCAAAGAAUAAAGAGGUUAUGAGAUGA
Silurus meridionalis is the source of this 4940-nucleotide messenger RNA. It is a transcript of the gene ano1a, whose product is annotated as anoctamin 1, calcium activated chloride channel a. Gene Ontology annotation, biological process: chloride transmembrane transport. The transcript is spliced from 27 exons. The coding region runs from base 329 to 3253 and encodes 974 amino acids. Gene Ontology annotation, cellular component: plasma membrane. Gene Ontology annotation, molecular function: chloride channel activity; protein dimerization activity. NCBI's taxonomy places the organism in Eukaryota, Metazoa, Chordata, Actinopteri, Siluriformes, Siluridae. The record is from RefSeq and is a predicted model, not a curated record.